AUGGUCAUGGCUACCACUAUAUUGUUAAAUGAUGCUGGUCUCUCUUCUCUUGUUCGGAAAACAUCUGACCUAGAGCUCCCAGCUGUGUCUCUGACCAACCCAUGGCUCUAUGGUGGAUUUUCAGGCCAACAAUGGUGCUUCAGUCGAUUGGAGGAGUUUCGUAAAAAGAAAGCUGCAGAGCGGGCCAAGAAGACUUCAUCCUCUAGCCAAGUUCACAAUUCUGAUGAUAACAUGAAUAAAAAACAAUCUUCUGAAGUUGAAAAUGUACGCUUUAAUGAGUCAGAUGGUGUUACCACAUCUGAUGGUGUGGGAGGAGCUGUUAUCGACACUUCAACUUCAGGGAUUAGUAAUGACAAGACUCUGAAUUUGUUUAGUCAAAGUACUAAUCAAGGGUCUUUAUCUAGUAGAACUUCUGUUUUGAGGAAUGAUCUUAAUACACCAUCUACAAGUUUGGUGGAGGCACAUUCCAAUAUUGAUGAAGAUAAGAGAUACAAUGCUUCUAUAGUUCCCACAUCUACAGAUUUUAGUCAGAACAAUGUUACAAAUAAGGUGAAUGAUAUAUAUGGAAUUCCAUACGGGUCAACAAACAACCAAAGUGUUCCUCUACACCUGCAAGAAAGUCAAGAAUUUGAUACUAAUGCUAAUCAAUUCAGUUUUCAUGGGAUGAAUGACAACCAGUCAAACAAGAGUAACAGCUCUGUGAGGGAGUAUGCGGUUACCGAUAAUCUCACAUCAUAUAUGUCUUCUAAAAUCUUACCUCCUAACUCUGUUGAUACUCUACAGCAAAUCAAGCCAACAAAUUCUAGCACUUUAGAUAGUGGCUACUCACAUAGUUCACUUUCUGGAGGCUUCAGUGAUUCUUUCAGUUCCAAAUUUAAAGAAACUGUUGUUACUUUUGAUAAUAAGCUGCCUAGUCUUCAUGGUGCAACAAUACCAAAAUAUGAUUCCACAGGUUUUGAACAAAGAAGUUCCUCUUAUAAUACACUAAUACAUUCAUUUCCAACGGAGUCUAGUUCUAGGAGGUCUCGUCCAUCUUUUCUUGAUUCUCUAAAUGUCACCAGAACUUCUCUGGGCUCUCCAUUUCAUCAAUCUGAGCAAAGUUCCUCUAUGUCCAAUCAUUUAGAAUCAAGUAGCAAUGAUAUGUCAGGCUCCACUAAUUUCCAUAAGCCAUUUGAAGAGAAUAAAAGUGUGCCACUUUUCCCAAAUUUUACAACUGAGAAUGUUCACCGACCACUUGAGCGCUUGACAACCCCUUCUGUUAUUGAUGAUGAUAAUCAAGGUGCUCUGGAAAGUGCCAAGGAAAAUGGCAUGGAGAAGAAGAAUUCAUAUUACUCACCACCUUCAAAAAAUGAAGACUUUGCUGCUUUAGAACAGAUUGAUGAGUUCUGUGCUUUGUUUUAUAUUGAAGAUUUAACAAAAGAGAAGUUUUCAUUGCAACGUGCUCUUGAGGCUUCUCAAGCGUUAGCAGAGUCACUAGCUACUGAAAAUUCAACUCUAACUGAUAAUUAUAAUCAGCAGAGAAGUGUUGUCAACCAAUUAAAAUCGGAUAUGGAGAAGUUACAAGAAGAUAUCAAAGCUCAACUGGUUGAGCUUGAGGCUUUCAAGAGUGAAUAUACAAAUGCACAACUAGAAUGUAAUGCAGCUGAUGAGCGGGCAAAGUUAUUGGCAUCUGAAGUUAUUGGUUUAGAGGAGAAGAAUGUUCCUGAUUAA
Sphenostylis stenocarpa is the source of this 1710-nucleotide messenger RNA. The record is from the annotation of a GenBank genome assembly. NCBI's taxonomy places the organism in Eukaryota, Viridiplantae, Streptophyta, Magnoliopsida, Fabales, Fabaceae.